AGACGCACUACUCUUUUGAUCAUGAUGCUAAAUUGGCUCGUCAUCUCCACCACCACUCUCUUCAUCAUCAUCAUCUCCACCAUCAUCAUCUUCUUCUUCAAAACCCUAAACAAUGCCGGCCUCCCUCCAGGCCCAACCGCCAUCCCCAUCAUCGGCAACCUCCACUGGCUCUGGACAUCAUUCACGAACAUAGAGCCAUUCCUUCGCGACCUCCACGCGCGGCUUGGCCCCAUCGUCACGCUCCGCAUCGGAUCCCGCCUAACUAUCUUCAUCGCCGACCGCCACCUUGCCCACGAAGCCCUCGUCACCCAAGGCGCCAUCUUCGCCGACCGCCCCACUGCCCUACCCGCCAUUCGCGUCUUCAAUAGCAACCAACACAACAUCAGCUCCGCCUCCUACGGCCCUCUCUGGCGUCACCUCCGCCGCAACCUCAUCUCUGAAAUCCUCCACUCAUCUCGAGUCAAGCUCUUCUCCAAUGGCCGGCAGUGGGUUCUCAACAUCCUCACCGACAAGAUACGCGCCAGCGCCGAGGCUAACAAUGGCGUCGUCCUUGAUUUCAAACAAAAUCUCCAGUUCUCCAUGUUCUGCUUGCUUGUCCUCAUGUGUUACGGCGAGAAGCUCGACGAGAAGGCCAUUAGAGAUAUCGAAACGGCGGAGAGGAACUGGCUUCUGUACUCCAAUAAGCUCAAUGUCUUCGCUUUCGUCCCCAGAAUCUCCAAGCUCAUCUUCCGAAAGAGAUGGAACACGGCCAUGGAUCUCCGCCAGAAACAAAGGGACAUAAUCAUACCAUUGAUCAGAACUCGAGAGAAGCACAAAGACAAGCAGAACAAACAAGGCCGGAGUGAUGAUGAAAAGGAGAGGUUCGUCUACUCUUAUCUUGAUUCUCUUCUAGACGUCAAGCUCGCGGAAGAGGGAAACCGGAAACUCGAUGACCACGAGCUGGUGACCAUUUGCUCUGAAUUCCUCAUCGCCGGCACUGACACCACGGCCACCGCUCUGGAGUGGAUCAUGGCUAAUCUGGUGAAGCAGCCGGAGAUACAAGCCAAACUGUUUGAUGAAAUACAAGGAGUUGUUGGGAGUGAAGCAGAGGAAGUGAAGGAAGAGGAGCUUCAUAAAAUGCCUUAUCUCAAGGCAGUGGUUCUUGAAGGGCUGAGAAGGCACCCGCCCGGCCACUUCGUGCUGCCGCACACGGUCACAGAGGACGUGAAGCUCAAUGGAUACGUGAUCCCAAAGGGUGCUUCUGUGAACUUCAUGGUUGCAGAGAUGGGAAGAGAUGAGAAGGUGUGGGAGAAUCCCAUGGAGUUCAGGCCUGAAAGAUUUAUGGAAGGUGGAGAAGGAGAAGGUGUGGACAUAACAGGAACCAAAGGAAUAAAGAUGAUGCCAUUUGGGGUUGGGAGAAGAAUAUGUCCAGGACUUACACUUGCCAUGUUACAUUUGGAAUAUUUCGUGGUUAAUUUGAUUAAAGAGUUCGAGUGGAAAGCUGUAGAUGAAAAAGAAAUUGAUCUUGUUCAAGAGAAAUCAGAAUUUACCAUUGUUAUGAAAAAUACUUUUCAUGCUAGAGUUAUUCCCAGAAAAUGUAAUAUUUAUUUUAAAUAGGUUUUGGUUGCAUCCAUUAUUAAUUGUGUCUAGUUGUGUUUAUGAAUUUGUUUAUGAUUGA
Dioscorea cayenensis subsp. rotundata (Guinea yam) is the source of this 1657-nucleotide messenger RNA. RefSeq names its product cytochrome P450 89A2-like. The transcript has 2 exons. Bases 22 to 1596 code for a protein of 524 amino acids. Gene Ontology annotation, molecular function: oxidoreductase activity, acting on paired donors, with incorporation or reduction of molecular oxygen, NAD(P)H as one donor, and incorporation of one atom of oxygen; iron ion binding; heme binding. Gene Ontology annotation, cellular component: membrane. The record is from RefSeq and is a predicted model, not a curated record. Lineage: Eukaryota; Viridiplantae; Streptophyta; Magnoliopsida; Dioscoreales; Dioscoreaceae.